AAUAAUAAUAAUAUCUGCUAAUAUCUAUGCUAGAGCAUCAGCAUAGCUUCUUUUGCAUCCAAAUUAACAGGUAUAAAUAUCAAGUGAGUUAGACAGAUUGAACUAUCCAUUUCCCAUUUAUAAAAGCAUAGCAUUUAUUGACAUUGAGCUAGCUAGGUUCAAACCAAACCUUUAUAUUGAUUCUUUCUUUCAAGCAUUCUCAACCCAGCCCAAAAUUUCAGUUCCUCUCCAUCUCAUCACACAUCAACAAAGCUUUGACAGGAAAAGAGAGAACAGUGGGUCAAAUUUGAAGCGAUAACCCCAAGCAUUGCAGCUUAUAGGUGCAGCUGGAGUUAGCGCUCACCGGAAAAGCAGGUAGAGUGUAAUUGGCAACCAAAUGGAAAACGGAGAUAUCAUCCAGUCUCCAAGCCCGCUUAGGAAGAUUGUGACAGUUGCAGCCAUUGCCGCCGGCAUCCAGUUCGGAUGGGCUCUGCAGCUGUCUCUUCUAACCCCAUACGUCCAAACCCUUGGCGUCCCUCACACCUGGGCUGCUUUCAUUUGGCUUUGUGGCCCCAUUUCUGGCCUUCUGGUUCAACCAAUUGUAGGCUACAACAGUGACCGUUGCACUUCUCGUUUUGGGCGCCGCCGACCCUUUAUUGCUGCUGGAGCUGCCUUCGUCUGUAUUGCUGUCUUCCUUAUCGGUUUCGCCAAAGAUAUGGGUCACCAUGCUGGUGAUUCCUUGGAGAAAUCCACUAAACCAAGAGCGGUUGCUAUCUUUGUUGUAGGGUUUUGGAUUCUUGAUGUGGCUAACAACAUGUUACAAGGUCCAUGUCGUGCUCUUCUUGCAGACCUCUCAGCCAAUGACCACAAAAAAAUGAGAACUGCAAAUGGUUGGUUCUCGUUUUUCAUGGCUGUUGGCAACGUUUUGGGUUACGCAGCUGGUUCCUACUCACACCUUUAUAAGAUCUUCCCCUUCACGAGGACUAAAGCUUGUGAUGUUUACUGUGCAAACCUCAAGUCUUGCUUCACUAUUGACAUUAUGAUCCUGUUGUUAGUGACUGUAACCGCGAUUACGACAGUGAAGGAGGAGCCCUUAACCAAGGAAGUCCAAGAGGAAGAAACCAAAGCGCCUGCUCCUUUCGUUGGGGAGAUUGUGUCAGCUUUCAAGACUUUGAAGAAGCCAAUGUGGAUCUUGCUUCUUGUCACUUGCCUCAACUGGAUUGCUUGGUUCCCAUUCUUGUUGUUUGACACUGACUGGAUGGGGACAGAGGUUUACGGAGGCAAGGUAAAGGGCAACCCACUUCAAGUUAAGAUUUACGGUGAUGGAGUGAGAGCAGGUGCAUUGGGGUUGAUGAUCAACUCCAUCGUCUUGGGGUUAACUUCACUGGUGCUGGAGCCUGUAGGCCGCUUGAUUGGUGGUGUCAAAAACUUGUGGGGUAUAGUGAACUUCAUUUUGUGCGCAUGCUUGGCAUCGACGGUGUUGAUUACCAAGAUAGCUGAGGCCUGGAGACAACACAACGGGCCCGAUCUUGUCCAUCCUCCGGUUAACAUCAAAGGCUCUGCCUUGGCGGUGUUUGGACUCUUGGGCAUUCCACUUGCGGUAACAUUCAGCAUUCCAUUUGCUUUGGCAUCCAUAUAUUGUUCUAACGCAGGUGGUGGUCAAGGUCUCUCCCUAGGAGUGCUGAACAUGUCCAUAGUCAUCCCACAGAUGUUUGUAUCUGUAGUUAGCGGACCGCUGGAUGCAGCAUUGGGCGGCGGCAAUUUGCCAGCCUUCGUGUUAGGGUCCAUUGCGGCUGCUGCCAGCGCGUUGUUGGCAAUGUUGGCGCUGCCAAACCCACCUAAACAAAUAUCUCUUUCGCCAGGAAUGGCUGCCGGCCACUAAUAAAUUUUUUUUCUUUUGGCCAGUAGCCACUAAUAACUUCAAUUUGACAAUUUGCUACGUCAAUAUCGCUUUGAUGCAAUGCAGUAGUCAUGUCAUGGCUAGUCCCACGCCUCCUUAUGUAUUUGCAAGUGUUUAUUUAUAUCAUAUAUAGGCAAGUUUGCAGGGAAAUCCUUUUUUAUUGUGUAAAAUUAAUCUGAGCUAUAUUUUUAUGUGUGAGAGCUUAGAUAUAAAUUCAACUGUCUACAUUGAAUCCUAUAUAUUGUAGUAAAUUUCUGCUGCAUACAUAUUAUUUAACAAUUUUUUUGUUGGA
Messenger RNA from Durio zibethinus, 2171 nucleotides. RefSeq names its product sucrose transport protein SUC2-like. NCBI's taxonomy places the organism in Eukaryota, Viridiplantae, Streptophyta, Magnoliopsida, Malvales, Malvaceae. The record is from RefSeq and is a predicted model, not a curated record. Gene Ontology annotation, molecular function: sucrose:proton symporter activity. Gene Ontology annotation, biological process: sucrose transport; transmembrane transport. Gene Ontology annotation, cellular component: plasma membrane; vacuole.